This is a messenger RNA of Patiria miniata (bat star), 5677 nucleotides long. RefSeq names its product myosin light chain kinase, smooth muscle-like. Lineage: Eukaryota; Metazoa; Echinodermata; Asteroidea; Valvatida; Asterinidae. The coding region runs from base 131 to 4042 and encodes 1303 amino acids. The transcript is spliced from 17 exons. Gene Ontology annotation, molecular function: ATP binding; protein kinase activity. The record is from RefSeq and is a predicted model, not a curated record. Gene Ontology annotation, biological process: protein phosphorylation.
CGGCCUUGCCGCGGGUUGGAGCUGCAGGAAUUUUUUUUGGGUGUAGAGAUCUAUCAAAAAAACUUGACGUGAAAAACGAAAACCCAGUGACUGAUUGGUGGUCCUAGUUCGAGAGAGAGAAACAUCCAAAAUGGGCCGAGCUGACAGGACCUCCAGCUUUAGGAUGUCGCCGAUUGUGCGAACUCCAGAGCCAGUUCAGGGGUUACAUAGUUCACACCACAAGAGUCGCACCCAGUACACUGACGCCGGGCAUGACUACGUCAAGUUUCACAAGGAUCGUAUCAAUGAACAGCUCCAAAGAACAUCUCAUUCCAAAGCCGGUGGAGCAUCUGACACUUUUCCUUUGAAACCGGAAGAAGGAAAUUGUGGAUACUGUUACAUAUUAGCUGAUGAGACCUGUAUGGUAGAAGAUGAAUUCAACAAGCAAUCCAACGAGCAGGUCGGAGCUGAUCGUGAAGAGAACAAUGAGAAAGCAGCAGUGCUGGAUGAAACGGAGAAGGACCAUCUCGAUAACAAGUACCUGCUGAGCUUUGUCUCCCUCUGUGGCCUUGGAAGGAAGGAUUCUUCUUUAUUCAAGGACACGGAAGGAUUUCUCGGGAAGUAUCUGGAAGACCAAUGCUCCAAGUUGAAGCCGGAGGACACUCUUAAGGAGAUAGUCCAGGAAAGUGAGCCGGAAAAAGAGCCAGAUGACACGCAGAUUCUGGAGGAGAGGGUAAAGAAACUGGCAGAGGAAGCAAACAAGGACAAAAUAGACGAGGGAAACAGCAAGGCCUACCAGAACAAGACUAGGGAAACAGACAUGGAAGAUGGGAUAGUCCGGGAAAGUAAGCCAGAGAAAGAGCCAGACAACAGGCAGAUUCUGGAGGAGAGUCUGGAGAAGCCGGCAGAGGAAGCAAGUGACGACAAAAGAGAUGAAGCAAACAGCAAGGCCGACCAGGACAAGGAGAUUGGGAAAACAGACGUGGAAGAUGGCGGGCCGCUUAAAGCCGCGGAGGAACUAGAUGGCGGACCGCUGAUAUCAACAAAGGAACAAGAUGGUGGGCUGCUGAUUGCCUCGGAGGAGCAAGCUGGCACCAAAACAGCGGAGAAACCUGACGCCAAGCAACACAGAGGGAAGAAAAAUUCAGCAAAAAGGCGGAAGAGGACCAGGAAGCCUAACCAGGGAGUUGACAGAGUGAAAAGUUUGCAGAAAAAGACGCAAAAGGCGCUGUCAAUCACAGAACCUGCCAAGGUGAAGAAGGUUGCCAAUGGCUCCGGUGGCAAAGGUGAAGCCAAGACAGAUGGACACCCAAACCAGACCAACGGUGGGAAUGGAAAGACCUGUACUAGGGCCAGAGCAGGGGAUGGUCGCAAUAGUGCCAAACAGUCCAACAGUGAUGAUGAUGAAGAUGGUGAUGAAAGGCGUAAGCCCCGCCACACCAACACGACCAAGAAGACUUGUGGCCGGCAAGCUCACAAAAGGAAACGCCCUAAGAAGGAGUCGUCGAAGGGAUCUCGGUCUCCAUCUCCCAAGCCCGGUAGUGUGAAAGACAUGGAUUGGGUGUCACAGGGUACCAGACCCAAGAAUAGGCCCCGGGGAGGUCCUGGAGGGGAUAAGUCAGGACCAAGGCCACCGAAAGUCGAGAAGGAGUCCCCGUCUGUGCGGAAACUACAGCAGCAAAUGCAAUGCAUGUCUCUGGGUAGAGACGCUCACAUCACCGCUCACCUGUCGGAAAACCCCUCGCCGGCGGGGAAGCCGAUGCCCCGCACCCGGCAAAACCAUCAGGCCGUCGUGAAAAUGUACCACGACGAUGGCAUCCGGGCACACCGUGAGGUCGCUCUAAGCAUGCCCUCUGGACUACGCUGGAGAGGUGCUUCAGCCAUGCCAGGCGAUCUGCAGGUAGCCAUGAGCGCCGAGGUUAGCCCGAGAUCAGUCGAGGCUCAGGUAGCUGAGGAUGCAAGAGCUGAUGAGGUCCCACAGCCACCUGAGGUGCCUCCAGAAGUGGUGAUCCCUCCCGGGGUUAGCCAUGGUGAGCCCCGUCACUUGAUGGUCUUCGCGGACCAUGUUCGUCAGUUGAAGGACCAUGUUCUUCAGUUGAAGGACCACAAUCCAGAAGAACUUUGUGGUCAACACGAGGGCGUGCUGCUUGACAAGGCGUUGAUAGUAGAAGAUGGCCAGUUCAGAGACGGCCUACAGUACACCAAACUUGACUUUCUGGGACGGGGUUCUUUCGGCAAUGUUUACCUUAUACAGGACAGAAACUCCGGCAAGAAGGUCGUUGCAAAACAAGUUCCAGUGCGUGCCUUCGCACCCGCAGAGGUUACACUGUGGUGCGUCUCGGACCACCCAGGGAUCGUGCCUCUACUCGGCGUGCUCCGCACUGACGACAUGGUGACGUUCAUUUCUGGUUACGAGCCAGGCAGCCGAACCCUCCAGUCAGUGAUCAACCAAGCGGUCCUGGGCCAAGGGCGAGCACUGCGGAUAAUGGGGCAGGUCCUGCAGGCCCUGGCCUACCUGCACAGCCGGCAAAUCGUCCACAAGGACAUUAAAACGGACAACCUACUUAUCCUGCCCGGGGCCCGGGACCGGGUUAAAGUUAUAGACUUUGGGCUUGCCACUCGGCUUACCGCCCCUGAACAUACCGACGAUGUACUCAAGGGCACUGAGUGCUACAUGUCUCCCGAAAUCGCAGGAGGGGAAGCGUACGAUGCUCGCACGGACGUCUGGAGCUCGGGCUGCACGUUUGUGUGCAUGAUUAGCGGACAUCCUCCGUGGUCCCAGAGGUUUAAAGGGGUCCCGACCAAACUCUACGUCAUUGCCGUCAGUGGGCCCCCUUUGGAGGACAUCCCCCACAACACGGACCCCAGGGUGCGCUGCUUUAUAGAGCAGACUUUGAAGAAGGACUUCCAGAAGCGGCCGACAGCGGCCCAAGCCUGGCAGAUACUGCCCCUGGAUAUUGCGGAGGAGCUUGAAAACACCCUUGCUAUUGAACAUGACGAGCCAGAGCCUGAGCCAAUGGACGUACAGAGGGACAUCCCUGAAGAUGCGUUCCCUGGGCCCCUGACCCCGUGGACUCCCCGGGGUCCCCAGGAUGGCUUCCGUCCGUUCCCUCAACGCCAAGACCCUCCUCCAGCCAACCGACCUGCCCCUGACAUGUCCCUGUCGUUUUUGUUCAUACCUGGCGACGGUGAACCCAGACAAGACAAACGAAGUGAUGUUCCAAACAGUGAGAUGGAAGUCGAUGAGGAGGACAUGUAUGGACCCCCGCCGGACCUUGACAGUCCCGAGACUUUCGUCAAGGAUGCCUUCAAGGCUCGGCCAUCAGAAGUUUCCAGCGGCACGUCUUCGGUCAAUCCGCGCAGCGUAGCUCGGCAGCUAAGCCUGAAUGCUGCAAACUUUGAAUCGCCAUUCAAUGGCCACCUGAAGGAUGCACAGCAGAACAGCCAGGCAACCUCCAGCUUCAUGCUAGACACUGCUGGCAACCCCUUCGGCUUCAAUGGUGAUUCUCAGUCAUUCGAGCUAGAACCAAUGUCGCUUGGUGGAUCAUUGGAAGAAUGCCACUCCAUCAGCACAGCACAUGCUCUGAUGUUUGAAGCUAGCCAGAUGCCGUCUCUGGAGAAUGCUCUCUGGAAUGAAGCGGACGUUGCAGGCGCUGCUGGAUUUGACACCUCGGGAGUUGAUACGAACUCGCCGGGACUCUCGGCCGAAGAUCAGCACUUCGCCUCGCUGACGGAAACUGUCCAGAGCACCAGUACUGCUGUCCCUGGCGGUAUUGUGGCUGUCGUCGGUAUCGAGGGUAAAGAGCCGUUCCGAAUGCGCCUCAAACCAGAUUACUCAGGUCGUGAGUUGGCAGAGGCGAUUGUGGGUCUGCAGCACUAUAAAGACUCGAAGCUCGCCAUGAGGGCGUUCACACUGUGCUGGAAGGACACCGGUGAUGUUCUCCAUCUGAAUCACACCUUCGGCUGUGGCGAGCACCAGCUGGUUGCCGUGGCAGCGCCAGAGGGCGAUGAUUGGCCAUGGUGGCGCAUCAACAACAGCGGCCGGAUUACCAAGACCGAGUAGAUAUGAGUUCAGCAUUAUAUGUUUGGCAUGGCUGGCCAUACUCAUAUGGCCUGCCAAGGAGAACAAUUUAAAGAGGAAACAACCCUAAUCUGACAAGCGUGUUCCUAAAGCCCCACCACAGCAACAGCGCCCUCAGUUGUCAGGAAAAGCGUGAAACAUUUCAAAAAUUUAGAAAAGUGCCCUUUUCAAAAGCUUGUACCAAAAAGGGAUGUGUCAUAGUUUUUUUAUAUGUUUCAGAGAAAUGGCUAAUUUCUACACACAUGUACCGGUGUAAAAUCCAUUUCCUGGACCCUUUAAAUAUUGCACGUUAUUGUAAGUACUAAGCACUGUAAUGUAAUUAUGGUAUUUUUGAAGUACUUGGAUAUCUGAAAGGUAUGUAAGAUCGUUUACUUUCAGAAGGAAAACAGAUAAUGAAAUGGAAUGAAAAGUUAAAAUGCAAAAUGAAAAAAAGAACAACCAAAAAAGCAACUAAAAAUUGCAAUAACAAUCUUUAAAUAUAGGACUGUAGUCAUCCUAAGUACUGUAUUGUAUUUGAAUUACGUAUACUCAAGACAUCUUAAAGGUACGUAGGAUUCUUAAGGGGGGUUUUGGUGCAGUUAUUUUGUUUGAAGCAACAAAAGUGCUCAAAAUGUAAAGGAGGAUGCAUACCAACUAACUUUUUAAAGUUUUAGCUCAAUGGAUACUGGGGUUUUUUUAGGCAACAGAAAAUUUAAGCAUCUUUUUGGUCUUGUAAAGUUUCCUAUGUACCUUUAAGCAACUAGAUUGUAUUUGUAUGUACGUUUAUGAAUUCCUUUCGAAUAUAAUGUUCCAUGUGUUUUAAGAUGCUUCCUAAAUGUAAUUUUGUGGGCACUUGCUUUAAAUUGAGCCACCUGAUGUUCUGUGACUAAUUUUAUUAAAAAAAUAAUUAGACAAAUAGUUCAAGAUUUGAUACGGAUGUCUUGAAUCUUCACAUAAUCGAUCAUCAAUCAAAUACUCGAAUAGCGUUUUCUGGUUUGAGAAUUCAAAAAACAAUUUAAAAAAAAAUUGGUAGGUACACACACGACUCAGUUGAUCGGAGAGUUUCGAACACAGUCGAAACCUGAUAAGAAGAGCACUGUUUAUACAACAUCCUGCUCAUAUAAGGAAAAUUUUAUGUCCCAAGUCUUUGUGUUUCUUUGUUUUACAGUACUGACAAUACAAGGUACCUGUUAAAACAUGAUAACUUGUCAAGUCUCAAUGAACUUGUUACCAAGGUGGCCACUGUAUUUGUUCAAUAUGCAUGCAGUUACAAAUAUAAAUUGAGUACCAACUUAACUGAUUCGAAUAUAUAGACAGCAAUAACAUUCAGGCAUGCAACUUUUCCUUGGAUUAGCUGAUUUCCGUGUUUUUCACUUCACACUUAUACCAUUGAAAAUUGAAAAAAAAAACACUGUACAAAGUCUUGAAAAGAUUGGAGUUUCCUCGUUUUUUGUUUCUUCCAAGUUGCAUGCCUGAACAUUUGCCUACUUGUUUGCAAAAAUGUAUCAUGAAUACAUGUAGGACACUGAUUUUCAUUUAUACUGGUUGGAAUCCGAUUUUAAAUUUUAGAUUAUUGUCAAUUUACCCUGUACAACAAUUAAAAAAUCGCUGAUGAAUAAAUUAGAGUGUGUCUUAUGA